Molecule: messenger RNA, 978 nt
Organism: Argiope bruennichi
Lineage: Eukaryota; Metazoa; Arthropoda; Arachnida; Araneae; Araneidae
Product: GATA zinc finger domain-containing protein 1-like
Exons: 1
Coding region: 86-784 (232 amino acids)
Biological process (GO): regulation of DNA-templated transcription; chromatin organization
Cellular component (GO): nucleus
Molecular function (GO): zinc ion binding; sequence-specific DNA binding
Source: RefSeq, a predicted model, not a curated record
UGGCAACCAGUAUAAAUUUCUGACGUACUUCUGAUACCGCUUGUUUGGUUUUUAUUUAUAUGUUUGUUGAUAUAUUUGCGACAAAAUGCCUUUCGGAUUGAAACCCAAAUGCAGCAUGUGCAAAACAAUCACAUCCACGAUGUGGAGGAAAACUGAUGAUGAUGAAGUCGUUUGCAACUCCUGUUCUGUCAGAACGCUUGCGAUGAGUAGUAACAAAACUAAUGGCAAUGGCUGUCCUUUUACUUUGAGAAAAAGCACCCGCGCCAAAAGCUCGAAAUUUAAACAGCAGAUUCUUACCAAAAGCAACAACCCGAAGGGCAAAAGUCGCCGAUCUAUUUUUAAAAAAGUUUGCAACAAAGCCCCGACUUCAGUCGCUACUCCAGUUACUUCUCAAACUGUGUUUUACAAAGGUACCUAUUUUCAAGUUGGUGACAUAGUUUCUGUUGUGGAUGUCAAAGGCGGUGUUUACUAUGCCCAACUUCGAGGUCUUCUGCAAGAUCAGUAUUGCGAGAAAAGUGCCGUCAUUACAUGGUUAUUACCUACUCAGUCGAGUCCCAAAGGCCGAUUUGAUCCUGCGACUUACAUCAUCGGCCCAGAAGAGGACAUACCGCGAAAAUUAGAAUGUUUCGAGUUCGUAUGCCAUGCCCCAUCGGAGUACUAUUACGCAAAAGAUUCUCCUUAUCCUGUAGUUCCUGAAAAACCCGAUAGUGGUUAUGUCUGGACCCGGGUUGGACCUCGAAUCGUCCCUUUACCAACAAAGGAGGAAGUUUUUGGUACAAGUUGAACAUCUAUCUCAUCUUCUCUUUAAAUGACUGUAUAAGUUCUGUGGAAUUUUAAAUGUCCUUUGGCAUUAUUUAUAUAUUCUUAUAACUGUAUGUUUCUAAAUGUAAUUUCAUCAUUUGUGAGAUUUGUAUUCAAGUCAAAUCAUUUCAUGAGCAUAUGUGUUCAGAUGCAUUAAAGACAGAUGCUGCUUUGCAA